GCCGACCAGCGGAGCUUCACGUUCGAUUUGGAGCGAACCAACUCUCAGAAGAGUCCGGAGCGUCCGGACAGCACCCAGGACGUCCUGAGGGACGUGGGGAUCUGGAACGCUGGCUGAGCCGCGGGGGAGGGCGCGCGUGGCCGACAGCCUCACCCCGCCACCCCCGCGAGCUCCCGCACGGUCCGCCCCGGAGCGCGCGCGCUGCUCGAAGCGCCCGGCGAGCGAGGCUCCCAGACAGUUGAGUGCCGAGGCUUCGGCUGCGGGCUUGGGCGUGUGCUGCCAUGGAUCCCGAGACCCGCGAACUGCGCGUACUGGAGGCGGAGGUCGCGGCGCUGCAGCGGGAGUGCAGAAUGCUGCAGAAGUCCGUGGAGAAGACGUCCGGAGCCCGGAAAUCAUUUCAGAAAACUUCCCAGUCAGAUUCUGGGAGAUCCUUGACAGACCUGGAAAGUCAGCUUGGACGUUUAAGAUCUGAACUCUCAUUUCUGAGUAAACUUACUGGCAUCAAUAUAAGAAACUAUUCCAAGGUCGAGGACGCUGUAAACACUGAAGUGACAGAAAAGGAUACAAAGAAAGUUCUACAGAGACACAGAUUAUCAGGAAAUUGCAACAUGGUUACAUUUCAACUGGAAUUUCAGGUUCUGGAAAUUGAGACUGAAGGGAAAUUAUCUUCUGUUAUAACUGACCUCAGUAUAAUAAUGGAACCCACAGAAUAUUCAGAAUUAAGUGAAUUUGCAUCUAGAGCAGAAGAAAAAAGAGAUUUGCUCUGGUUUUUCCGAAGUCUGCAUUUUUUCGUGGAGUGGUAUGAGUAUCGUGAGAACACAUUUAAGCAUUUUAAGGAGAAGUACCCAGAUAGCUUGUACCUCUCAGAGGGCACCUGUUCCCACUGCAUGGAGAUCCACAGUGCCAGACAGCCAGGGUUUGAACUGGUGAUUGUUUGGAGGAUACAAAUAGAUGAUGAAGGGAAAGUUUUCCCAAAGCUGGACCUUCUCACCAAAGUCCCAGAGCGAGCCAUGGAGCUGGACAAGAACAGGGUCAUAGAAACUGCUCCUCUGAGUUUCCGAAGCCUGCUGGGAGUACUUGGAAUUGAAGCUGCUCUAGACAGCCUUAUAAGAUUGUUCAGUGCGGAAAACAACUAGCUCCCCUCUGGCAGCACACAGGAAUAUGAUGCUGGCCUGAGGAACAUGUGACUUCUGCCGCAUGUGAACAUUUCUCUUUUCCAGUCAGAAACUAUAUCCUUCUGACCAUGCAUUUGUGGGUCCAUUACAUGUGAACUCCCAUGGCAUGAAAAUAAAGCUUUUCAGAUAUGUUAA
This is a messenger RNA of Psammomys obesus (fat sand rat), 1310 nucleotides long. RefSeq names its product centromere protein P (gene Cenpp). Gene Ontology annotation, biological process: CENP-A containing chromatin assembly. Bases 282 to 1136 code for a protein of 284 amino acids. The transcript is spliced from 8 exons. Gene Ontology annotation, cellular component: nucleus; chromosome, centromeric region. The record is from RefSeq and is a predicted model, not a curated record. Lineage: Eukaryota; Metazoa; Chordata; Mammalia; Rodentia; Muridae.